CGUUUGACACAUCAUUUCAAAGGCCGGGUUUGUUUGAUUCGGAUUUUUUGGUAGCGAAGAAAAUUUUUUCCAUACAUUUUUCAUUCGAAAUUUUCUCAAUAAAAUAAUCAAUUAAUUUAUUAAAAUAAAUAUGCUGCUCCUGCGGACGGUAUUCAUUUUCACUCUGGUCGUAAUUGCUUGUUUAGUAAUUACAGAUGCUCAGAGUAAACAAAAGGGCGGACUUACCAUCUCGGAGAAGGUACAAAAUCUCCUUGACAUGAACAUGAAAAAGUCCCUGCUUCGAUUCAAUGGACAAAAAUUCCGUGACUAUGUUAAGCAAUCGCCCCGCAACUAUUCUGUGAUAGUGAUGCUCACAGCAUUGGCACCCUCCCGACAGUGUCAGAUCUGUCGACAUGCUCACGAUGAAUUCAACAUUGUAGCCAAUUCCUAUCGCUACUCACCAAUCUACUCGAACAAACUCUUCUUCGCGAUGGUGGACUUUGACGAUGGUUCCGAUGUAUUCCAAAUGCUUCGUCUCAACACUGCCCCAGUGUUUAUGCAUUUCCCGGCAAAGGGUAAGGUUAAGGGUGCCGAUACCAUGGACAUCCAUCGAGUUGGAUUCGCAGCUGAAUCAAUUGCCAAAUUUGUACAUGAACGGACAGACAUUCAGAUUCGUGUAUUCCGACCACCAAAUUAUUCUGGAACUGUUGCUGUGAUUACUUUGGCUGCUUUGUUGGGUGCUUUCUUAUAUUUGCGUCGUAAUAAUUUGGAAUUCUUGUAUAAUAAGCAGCUGUGGGGAUCGAUUGCUGUAUUGUUUUGCUUUGCUAUGAUCUCGGGACAAAUGUGGAAUCAUAUUCGUAGUCCACCUUUGGUUCAUAAGAGUCAAAAUGGUGGAGUUGCAUAUAUUCAUGGAUCGUCACAAGGGCAGUUGGUCAUUGAGACUUAUAUUGUAAUGUUCCUUAAUGCUAUGAUUGUCCUUGGAAUGAUUCUUCUUACUGAAUCUGGUUGGCAGAGUGACAUGCGUAAAGGACGUAUUAUGGCAAUUGCUGGGUUAAUUCUUGUAGCAGUAUUCUUUUCAUUUUUGCUCUCAGUUUUCAGAUCAAAAGCACAAGGUUAUCCUUAUAGCUUCCUUUUCAAAUAAAGUGAGAUCUCUGAUGUGUAUAUGAUUUCCUAUAAUUCUAACAUAUAAGGAAA
Episyrphus balteatus (marmalade hoverfly) is the source of this 1173-nucleotide messenger RNA. RefSeq names its product tumor suppressor candidate 3 (gene Ostgamma). Bases 131 to 1120 code for a protein of 329 amino acids. The record is from RefSeq and is a predicted model, not a curated record. Lineage: Eukaryota; Metazoa; Arthropoda; Insecta; Diptera; Syrphidae. Gene Ontology annotation, cellular component: oligosaccharyltransferase complex. The transcript is spliced from 4 exons.